Molecule: messenger RNA, 906 nt
Organism: Ruditapes philippinarum (Manila clam)
Lineage: Eukaryota; Metazoa; Mollusca; Bivalvia; Venerida; Veneridae
Product: scavenger receptor class F member 2-like
Exons: 4
Coding region: 1-906 (301 amino acids)
Source: RefSeq, a predicted model, not a curated record
AUGUGCAAAGAUGGGUAUUUUGACACAAGAGGAUCAUGCCUGAACAAAUGCCCGGAUAAUUGCUUUAAUUGUUCAACAAAUACAGAUUGUUAUUCAUGUAAAGAUGGAUUUUAUAGUAGUGGUAACCAGAAUUGUAAAAAGGAUGACGGUACAUGUCCCGAGGGUUGUAAGGAUGGUUUCAAAGGGUCAUUUUGUUUGGAAUGCGUUCAGGGUAAAUAUGGAGAAGAAUGUAAAAGUGAUUGUCCAGAUACUUGUAAAGGCAACAGAUGUGAGAAACAGUCUGGGCAUUGUUUUGAAUGUAAGGACAAUUUUGACGGAAUGAUUUGUGAUACCUGUGAACCUGGCUUUUAUGGCUCAUAUUGUGAGCUGAACUGUUCCCCUAAUUGUAUGAAUAUUUCCUGCUAUAAAGAUUCUGGGAAGUGUAAAGAGGGAUGUAAGAAUGACCACUCUGGAGAUUUGUGUUGUAUACACAGCUAUAAUUGUUUAUAUUGCAAAAAUAACACAGCUUGUCGUGAAUGCGAAUCUGGGUUCUUUGGUCAAUCCUGUAAACAGACAUGCAGCGAUCUUUGUAUCAACAAUGUCUGUGAAUUUAAUACUGGUAUUUGCACAAAAGGAUGCAUAGCUGUUUUAGAUAAUCCAAUUUGUACUGAAAGUAAAGAACAAGCAAACGUUGAUUACAAAGAUGGUUCAAAGGGUACUUUAUUUGCCGUGUUUGCAACUCUUUUUGCUAUUACAACUGUUGCAUUAUGUGUGUUGAUAUCGAGUAUGGUUGUAAGGAAACUCUUUACAGCAAAAAGGCCAGAGAAAGAAAAGGAAACCGGCAUCCUCAUAUUCUUCCUUAACCGUGUCGUAGGUUCAGCUCAGACAGCCCCGACUCAGUUGAAGAACAAAGGAAAUUUCUCGUAA